AUGAGACUCAGUAGCUUGGCAGCCCCACAUCCCCUGAUCUCACUUAUCUCCAGUCACAGCAUCCAAACCAGCACCAUCUCAAGGGACAUCAACACAGCAGCCAAGUUCAUUGGGGCUGGGGCCGCCCCAGUUGGGGUGGCUGGCUCUGGGGCUGGGACUGGAACUGUGUUCAGGAGCCUCAUCAUUGAUUAUGCCAGGAACCCUUCUCUGAAACAACAACUCGUCUCCUGCGCCUAUCUGGGUUUUGUCCUCUGGGAAGCCAUGGGGCUCUUUUGCCUGACAGUGGCCUUUCUCAUCCUUUUCACCAUGUGA
Choloepus didactylus (southern two-toed sloth) is the source of this 312-nucleotide messenger RNA. Its product is annotated as ATP synthase F(0) complex subunit C2, mitochondrial-like. Gene Ontology annotation, biological process: proton motive force-driven ATP synthesis; proton transmembrane transport. The coding region runs from base 1 to 312 and encodes 103 amino acids. The transcript has a single exon. Lineage: Eukaryota; Metazoa; Chordata; Mammalia; Pilosa; Megalonychidae. Gene Ontology annotation, molecular function: proton transmembrane transporter activity. The record is from RefSeq and is a predicted model, not a curated record.